AUGUUAUCUAGGAGUAUUCUUACCUGUUUCACUGCAGCAUCCAGGCAUAAUGGUAUUUUACCAACCCGGAAGUUGCGUCUCUGUUUCAGUCGUGUGGAUCUGAAAAGACGGACAUUUACGCGGAGUAUUCGACCAUAUAGCAUUUCGUGCUACGAUGUGACCUCUGACACAAUAUAUGCUUUAGCGUCCGGUCAUGGUAAAUGUGGUAUUGCAGUUAUCCGCUUGUCCGGGCCAUCUGCUUCAUUAGUUUUAAAAGAACUCACUGGUCGGAAACAACUACCAAUACCACGACAAGCUUCCAUCAGGAGAUUGCAUGAUUCCGUUUCUGGCGAACAUGUCGAUCGAGCUUUACUGUUAUGGUUUCCGGGUCCAAAUAGCUUCACAGGAGAGGAUGUUUGUGAAUUCCACAUUCAUGGUGGAAUAGCAGUCAUUAGUGCCUUGUAUCAUGCAUUGGAUAAUAUACCUGGAGUGAGACCUGCAGAACCUGGAGAAUUUACUAAAAGGGCUUUCCUGAAUGGUAAAUUAGAUUUGACUGAGGUUGAAGGGCUGGGUGACUUGAUUCAUGCAGAGACGGAAGCACAAAGAAAACAGGCACUCCGACAGAUGGAGGGAGAACUCAGCAAAUUAUAUAAAGAUUGGAAAGAUAGAUUGGUAAAGUGCGCAGCUAACAUAGAAGCCUAUAUAGAUUUCAGUGAAGAUGAUAACAUAGAGGAUGGAGUGUUGGAGGACGCAAAUAAUUCUGUUAAAUUGGUAAAAGAUGAAAUUAGUGAACAUCUUUCAGACAACAGAAGAGGUGAAAUGCUACGUAGUGGUGUUCAUGUUGCCAUAGCUGGUCCACCUAAUGCAGGCAAAAGUAGUCUCUUCAAUGCUAUAUGUGAGUAG
Messenger RNA from Saccoglossus kowalevskii, 882 nucleotides. RefSeq names its product 5-taurinomethyluridine-[tRNA] synthase subunit GTPB3, mitochondrial-like. Lineage: Eukaryota; Metazoa; Hemichordata; Enteropneusta; Harrimaniidae. Gene Ontology annotation, biological process: tRNA wobble uridine modification; tRNA methylation. Gene Ontology annotation, cellular component: cytoplasm; mitochondrion. The record is from RefSeq and is a predicted model, not a curated record. Gene Ontology annotation, molecular function: GTPase activity; GTP binding; protein binding.